This is a messenger RNA of Cryptomeria japonica (Japanese cedar), 519 nucleotides long. RefSeq lists its product as uncharacterized. The transcript has a single exon. Gene Ontology annotation, molecular function: RNA-DNA hybrid ribonuclease activity; nucleic acid binding. NCBI's taxonomy places the organism in Eukaryota, Viridiplantae, Streptophyta, Pinopsida, Cupressales, Cupressaceae. The record is from RefSeq and is a predicted model, not a curated record. The coding region runs from base 1 to 519 and encodes 172 amino acids.
AUGUUAAGUGGACACCUCCCCCACCCAGUUGGAAAAAAAUUGAACUUUGAUGGAGCUAGUCAAGGAAAUCCUGGAUUAUCUGGGUUUGGUGUGGUAGUUAGAGAUGAGAAUGGCAACCUAGUUGGGGCAAUAUGUGGACCUGUGGGAAUUGCUACUAGUAAUGUAGCGAGGAUUACUGCAUUAGAGGAAGGUUUGAAAUGGGUCUCAUCUAAUGGAAUUUCGAAGGUGAGGAUAGAGGGGGAUUCUCAAGUCAUCCUAAGCGGGAUUACCAAAAAAGGAUUUAUGAAUUGGCGGUUAAACGCUUGGAUCCUAAGGAUAAAUUAUUUGCUUCAAAAGUUUACAGAUUACCAUCUUAACUACAUUUUCCGUGAGGGCAAUCAAGUAGCGGAUUUUCUUGCCAACCAAGGCAUUGCAAAGACUCUGCCAACAGUCAUGUCGACGGAAGAUGCUGGGAACAGAGAUUUUCAGAAUCUCCUAAACGAUGACAGAGCUCAUUUCUCAAGGAUGGGAAUAGGGUGA